Messenger RNA from Talaromyces amestolkiae, 1140 nucleotides. RefSeq lists its product as uncharacterized. The record is from RefSeq and is a predicted model, not a curated record. Bases 1 to 1140 code for a protein of 379 amino acids. Lineage: Eukaryota; Fungi; Ascomycota; Eurotiomycetes; Eurotiales; Trichocomaceae. The transcript has 2 exons.
AUGGCACCACCCACCGCGCGAACUCCCAAGAGCCUGCUUGGCCGUCACCGACUGCUGGCUCCGACUGCCGGAGUUUUUGUUAGCCCGAUAUGCCUGGGGACAAUGAAUUUUGGGGGUGUGAUGAACGACUCACUGGGUGAGUGCACAAAAGAGACCGCGUUUGAGAUUCUCGAUUUCUUCUACGAGCAAGGAGGGAAUUUCCUAGACACAGCCUCGAGCUACCAAGGAGAGGAGUCUGAGAAAUGGCUGGGAGAAUGGCUGUCCAAGACCAAUCGACGCGAUGAGUUUGUCCUGGCGACAAAGUACACGGGCAAUUUUAAGUCUAGGUCGGAAUCACACCGUCAACAAUCCAACUUUGGAGGAAAUGGUACCAAGAGUCUGCACCUAGCUGUUGAAGCGAGCCUCAAGAAACUCCAGACGACCUACAUUGACCUCCUUUACCUCCACUUUUGGGACAUGACUGCAGAUAUACCUGAAAUCAUGCAGUCACUGAAUCACCUAGUUGCUUCAGGCAAGGUCUUGUACCUGGGCAUUUCGGAUACACCGGCCUGGAUUGUGGUCAAAUGCAACGAAUAUGCAAGACAGCAUGGACUCAGGCAGUUCUCAGUGUAUCAGGGCCGGUGGUCCGCGGCUGAUCGGGAUUUCGAGAGAGACAUCAUCCCUAUGUGUCGGGCUGAAGGCAUGGCUUUGGCUCCAUGGGGCACGCUUGGCCGCGGUCUUUUCAAACCCAAGGAUCAAAUCAAAGAAGGUGGUCGAAAUAUGCCCUCGAUGAAUAAUGGCCGCGAGGCUCUGGUUUCGCAACAGCUGGAAAAGAUCGCCGAUCGCAAGGGAGUGGACAUAACAUCGAUUGCUCUGGCGUACGUGCUGCACAAGUCACUAUACGUCUUUCCAAUCUUGGGUGGCCGAAAAUUAGAUCAUAUACGGGGAAACAUCGAGGCUCUGAGUCUGCGCUUAACAAGCCAGGAUAUUGCCGAUAUUGAGUCCGCCUACCCAUUUGAUAUCGGCUUUCCACACAACUUUUUGAGCGGAGACACCAAUCGUGGACCCAAAGGACCUGGUGAUAUUCGCACUGCCAAUGUGCGCGGAUUUUUUGAUUACCUCGAAGAUAUACACCCAAUCUUGCCCGAACUCGUAGAAUGA